AUUAAUAUCAACGUCUCAAUAAAUUUACUAAUCCUAACAACCCUAACAACCCCCUUACUUCUAUCACUAACUAGCAAAUAUAACUCAAACAGCUACCCUAAACACGUAAUUAACUCAAUUAAAUUAUCGUUUCUAUUUAGCCUAAUCCCUCUACUCACAUUUCUCAACAACAAUAAUGAACUCAUCACAUCAAACUGACACUGAAUAACAAUCAACUCAAUUAAAUUAGUUAUAAGCUUUAAAUUUGACUAUUUCUCUUAUCUAUUUAUUCCAGUAGCAUUAUUUGUAACAUGGUCAAUCACGGAAUUUUCUUCAUGAUAUAUACACUCCGACCCAAACCUAAACCGAUUCAUAAAAUACUUACUAAUAUUCUUAAUAACCAUAAUUAUCCUAGUAUCAGCUAACAACCUAUUUCAACUAUUCAUUGGAUGAGAAGGAGUAGGAAUCAUAUCAUUUUUACUAAUUGGUUGGUGAUUCGGACGAACAGAUGCCAACACCGCAGCUCUACAAGCCAUUUUAUACAAUCGCAUCGGAGAUAUCGGCCUAAUUCUAUCUAUAGCCUGAUUUACAAUCCACACAAACUCAUGAGAGCUACAACAAAUCUUCAUCUUCAACACGAACACUGACAUUCUACCAUUAUUAGGUAUUCUACUAGCCGCAACAGGCAAAUCAGCCCAAUUUGGACUCCACCCAUGACUUCCCUCAGCUAUAGAAGGGCCAACACCAGUAUCAGCUCUAUUACACUCAAGUACAAUAGUUGUAGCCGGAGUAUUCCUAAUAAUCCGAUUCUACCCACUAACACAAAACAACCAAACUAUCCUAACUUUAACACUAUGCCUAGGAGCAAUAACCACACUAUUUACCGCAAUAUGUGCUCUUACACAAAACGACAUCAAAAAAAUCGUAGCAUUCUCCACCUCAAGCCAACUUGGCUUAAUAUUUGUUACCCUAGGGAUUAAUCAACCACACCUAGCAUUCCUUCACAUCUGUACCCACGCCUUCUUCAAAGCCAUACUAUUCAUAUGCUCCGGAUCAAUCAUCCACAACCUAAAUAAUGAACAAGACAUCCGAAAAAUAGGAGGACUGUUUAAAUCCAUACCAUUCACCUCAUCCUGCUUAACCAUCGGAAGCCUCGCACUGACAGGGAUACCAUUCCUAACAGGUUUCUACUCAAAAGACUUAAUCAUCGAAACCCUUAAUACGUCUAAUACCAACGCCUGAGCCUUACUAGUCACACUAAUCGCCACCUCAAUAACUGCUGUAUACAGCACACGAAUCAUCUUCUUCGUUGUAAUAUCUAAACCACACUUCACCCCAACAAUCACAAUAAACGAAAAUAACCCUCAACUUAUUAACCCUAUUAACCGCCUAGCCCUGGGGAGUAUCCUAGCAGGAUUUAUAAUUACCUCAAAUCUCCCACCAACUAAUAUUCCCACAAUAACAAUACCACUAUCACUAAAAUUAAUAGCCAUUACAAUUUCUAUUUUAGGGUUUACAGUCGCCAUAGACCUAAACAACAUAACCUCAACACUUAAACACAAAUCACCUACCCCCACACACAAAUUCACCACACUGCUAGGAUACUUUCCAUCAAUUAUCCACCGCCUAUUACCAGUCAAAAGCCUAACUAUAAGCCAAAACAUAGCAUCAAACCUAAUAGACCUAAUUUGACUAGAAAAAGCUAUCCCAAAAACAAUUGCCAACACACAAAUAACUGCUUCCAUCAUUACAUCAAACCAAAAAGGACUUAUCAAACUCUACUCACUAUCAUUCCUAAUAAAUAUUACCAUUAUCUCACUACUCACCCUAACCUAUUACCUCGAGUAA
Molecule: messenger RNA, 1827 nt
Organism: Nannospalax galili (Upper Galilee mountains blind mole rat)
Lineage: Eukaryota; Metazoa; Chordata; Mammalia; Rodentia; Spalacidae
Source: the annotation of a RefSeq genome assembly